Messenger RNA from Laccaria bicolor S238N-H82, 2463 nucleotides. RefSeq lists its product as uncharacterized. The transcript has 12 exons. Lineage: Eukaryota; Fungi; Basidiomycota; Agaricomycetes; Agaricales; Hydnangiaceae. The coding region runs from base 1 to 2463 and encodes 820 amino acids. The record is from RefSeq and is a predicted model, not a curated record.
AUGCGUUCCUUACUCGCCUUUUUCGCCUUAGCUGUCUCGGCCGGUGCUUCUGCUCUUGUUUUUCCAGCGGGUAAACCUGCGUGCAUAGCAGAGUACUGUGCUGGGAACUUCCCCGACGUCGUGCAGCCCCCUGCUCCCACCCCAUCUGUUCCCUCUCUUCUAGAUGCCUUGACGAACGCCGAAAGGCUAGUUCGCGGUAUGCCCUUGAAGGCUCCGGUACGCAGGAGGAGUGAUUUCGUCCGCCGCUCGACGCCUUCCUCUGUCCCCGUCGUUCAAGUCGUAAAGACCGUAACCAAACGCGGAGUUAUCGAGGUCAAAAACAGCACGGGAGACUGUCUUGGUUAUACUUCCAAGAAUUCUCUGAGCAAAGCCCAGCUCCAAUUUUCCUUUAUCUAUCGGGAAUUGCCCACCCGGAAUGUCCGUCUCCUUUGCCACUCGUGGCUUGCACGUUGUAUCUCAUCUCGAUUUGUCACAGCCGUCGCUGGCGCGGUCCCGGCUAACAUCUUCAACGUCUACACUAAUGUGACGACUUUGGUUCGAGCAGCAGAGUCCGAUGUUUGGACCAUCGACCUCACUACAAGCAACCUCAACCCUCAAUGGAUCAAUUCCAAUGGCUAUACUCUCCACCACAGCAAAACUCUUGAUUUCAACCACCACGACGUUGUCGAUAACAUCGCCAUGUUCACUACACCUGCACUCAUUUGCUACUCUCGCGACCUUCAAGAAGCCACCCCGACCGAAUCCAAGCUGAGGAUUCACGAGUUGUCUGGCAGAACUGCCCAUCGUAAACGCGACGAGUCGACGUUCAUCCCCAGAUCGACGAUCUGCUCUCGCAAGGAACAUCCUGAACGCUCGAAGGACCUAAUGAGUGGAAACAAUCGUAUUGAAUUUUCGCAAUGUUGCGCAUACAAGCGGACAAGAGGAGUGAGGGAGGGCCUAGGUGUUGUCACGUAUGCUUGGACUCGAUUCAACGGGGGCUGUUUGAGCCAAGAUUGCCCUUUGCCCGCUCUCUCACUCAGCACACGACGAUCAAGCACCCAGAGCAGAGCCCGACCCCCACUCCUCCGUCUGUCAGAUGAGAUCCUCGAUGAUCUUGCAUCAGAGCUCGAUCUCCACGAGGACCUCAUCAACUUCGCUUUGGACAUGCUUGUGCCAACAUCGUCAUACCCCGUCAUACCCAAUAUCGAACCACCCGCGUCUGCAACGCCGGCUUCCAGCUAUGGGCGCACCUCGCAAGACAAGCUGACAUCGCCCGCAAUAUCCGCGAGGUGCAUAUAUGCGAACGGCACAACUACACAGCGCCUGAUCGUGUUCAGUUGGUGUUGGAAUACGACGGGCCCACAGCAGCGGAGCAAGCCAACGGUUCUUACUGACCACGGGGAUGCGAUUCUUGAUAUCGUUCGCCAAAAGCCUACGUUGAAGCACCUUGGGCUUUCGGGGUGCUUCGCCAAUCACGUUCAAAGUUCCAACGUCGACCGCACCAGCAUGUCAUACCCGCUAUGGAAUAUAUCCAACCUGACUGCCUUAUGCCUACUCGGAGACGCUUGGGUAAAGUCGGGAAACGCUGCGCACGUUAGCCACAUGUUUGAGCUAUCACCAGGGCUUGAGUACCUGGAAAUCCCCCUCGAAUUUCAUAACCUCGCGAAAUGCAGGUUCCCCUGCCUCAAGAAGCUGAAAUUGUCGCUCCAAUCUGGCGCUACGUCUUCAAUUGACGAGUCACGUGCACGAUUCCUGGAGAACCAUCCAACGAUUGAGGAGCUGACUUGGUUCCCGAUCGGCAUUCCCAACCUCGCUCCUGGUAGCUUGCCCAUCUUGAAGCGCCUCAGGACGAGCCUUCAGGUGGUCAUCGCGCUUGAUCAGCUUUCCCAAGAUCAUGUUAUACCGGUCGAGAAACUCGUUGAUCAGGUUUCACCACAACGACUAACGCUUCCAAUGCCAACCCCAGAUCCCCCAGUCCUCUGCCCGUUGGAAUGUCUCGACGUGCGUUCCGUCGACGCUCAGACCCUGGCAAGCUUCAAGACAUUCGAUCGGAUGAGUCUUCGUAGACUCAGAUUACACAUGCUGGGGGAUCUGCACUCAAUCCACCAGCUCGCAGAGUUCUUCCCCAACAUCACUUGGCUUUCCUUGCCUGCCGUUCACCUCCCUAAAGAUGCCAUCCAUCCAGCUAAUGAAGAAUGGUUCUCCAUUCUAUCUCUCUUCCCCAACCUCGAGGUAUUCCGCGGUCGGGGGCUAUGGACUGCCGUCGAUUCAAAGAAGGAAAAGAUGCCCACGGCUAUCAUGCAGCUUGUCCAACUCUGCCCAAAGCUGCGUGAGCUCGAUCACUGUGAUUUCUACGAGAAACACUUUGCGUGGAGGAGAAUUGCUAUUAUUAGGGAGGGCGAAUUUGGUGAGAGGGUGAGGUAUGAAGUGAGGAAACCGCCGGCAAAGGGCGUCUUUGAUGUCACCGAUGGGGCUUUUGAUUAA